AUGUCGCUAGUACUCAAGAGGUUCAACUCUACCGCUCUUAAGAAAACUGCUCUGCAUGACCUCCAUGUGAGCCUCGGAGGCACCAUGGUGGAGUUCGCUGGCUACUCGAUGCCUGUGCUGUACAAGGGCCAGACGCACAUUGAGUCGCACCUGUGGACCAGGCAGAACGCCGGGCUGUUCGAUGUCUCGCACAUGCUGCAGAGCAGGCUGACGGGUGCCGAGGCCACCAAGCUGCUGCACAGCGUGACACCCACUGACUUCGCCAACUUGCCCCAGGGUACGGGGUCUCUGUCCGUGCUUCUAAAUGAGCACGGUGGUGUUGUGGACGACACCAUCAUCACGAAGGAGCAGGACAACCAGUACUACAUAGUCACCAACGCGGGCUGUGUGGACAGGGACACCGAGUUUCUCAAGGGCGAGGUCUCAAAGCUCGAUUGCUCCUGGGACAUCAUCCAAGGCAGGUCUCUGCUGGCGUUGCAAGGCCCCAAGGCGCAGCAAGUGCUGGAGAGGCUGGUGACUAGGGACUCCAAGUUGAACGAGCUCUACUUCGGCGAGAGGAAGGAGUUCACGCUGGAUGACGCCACGGCCACCAGGAUCGGCGUUGCCAGAGGUGGCUACACCGGUGAGGACGGGUUCGAAAUCAGUGUGGAGAACGGCAAGGCCAACGAGUUCGCGCAGAAGCUGCUGGACAACGAGCUCACGAAGCCAAUCGGUCUUGCCGCCAGAGACUCCUUGAGACUGGAGGCCGGUAUGUGUCUGUAUGGCCACGAGCUGACCGAGUCCAUCACCCCAGUUGAAGCGGGCCUCGCCUGGGUUAUCUCCAAGAGCAGACGUGACGCUGGCUCCGAGGACCAGUUCAACGGUUACUCCAAGAUCAUCGACCAGUUGAAGAACAAGACCCACGAGAUCAUCAGAAUCGCAUACAAGUAUAAGGGCAAGGGGCCCGCCGCCAGACCUGGCGCCAAGAUAUUCCUCGAGGACGGCGAAACACAGAUCGGUGAAGUCACUUCGGGUAGUGCAGCUCCAUCCUUGAACAACAUCAACAUCGGGCAAGGCUACGUGAAGAGAGCACAUAACAAGAAGGGCAAGACCGUCCUGAUCCAGGUGAGGAACAAGUUCUACCCGGCAGAGUUGGCUAAAAUGCCACUAGUACAAACGCACUACCACAAGGCAUAG
Molecule: messenger RNA, 1176 nt
Organism: Nakaseomyces glabratus
Lineage: Eukaryota; Fungi; Ascomycota; Saccharomycetes; Saccharomycetales; Saccharomycetaceae
Gene: GCV1
Product: glycine decarboxylase subunit T
Biological process (GO): glycine catabolic process
Cellular component (GO): mitochondrion
Molecular function (GO): protein binding; aminomethyltransferase activity
Source: RefSeq, a predicted model, not a curated record